Leptonychotes weddellii (Weddell seal) is the source of this 2485-nucleotide messenger RNA. The record is from RefSeq and is a predicted model, not a curated record. Lineage: Eukaryota; Metazoa; Chordata; Mammalia; Carnivora; Phocidae.
CCAGGAGCCACUGCGACGUUGCCUGUAGCGGCCUUCGAGCCAACGGUUAGCGCGGGCGGACGGAGGUUGAUAGCGUCGACUUGUGAGAUUGCGGACUACUUGACAGCAAAAGCCAUGCCUUGGGUGUUUCUUAUUUCUACAGGGUAUAGUAUAUGAGAGGGAACAGCAACUUAGAUAGAUGCAAUCUCCCAUGGGGAGCAGACAGUAUCUGAGCAGCAACAACCCGGAGGGAUGGAGACAUGAUAAUGGAUUCUGAAUUAAUGCAUAGUAUAGUAGGAAGCUAUCUUAAACCUCCAGAAAGAGUUUUUAUUCCAUCAUUUACCCAGAAUGAUGAAUCAUCUCAGACUCACCACUCUGCAAACUUAGAAGCUACCUCUCCUAAAAUGCUUCAUAGUCCAAAUAGCCAAGCUCUUAUUUUAGCCUUAAAAACUCUUCAGGAAAAGAUUCAUCGUUUAGAGUUGGAGAGAACACAAGCUGAGGAUAACCUAAACAUUCUUUCCAGAGAGGCAGCACAGUAUAAAAAGGCCUUGGAGAAAGAAACAAAUGAGAGAAAUCUGGCACACCAGGAACUGAUAAAGCAGAAAAAAGAUAUUACUAUACAGUUAAGCUCAGCUCAGUCUCGCUGUACUCUUCUAGAGAAGCAACUAGAAUAUACAAAGAGAAUGGUUCUCAAUGUAGAACGAGAGAAGAAUAUGAUCCUAGAACAACAGGACAAGAUUAAACAUUUAGAGGAAAAACUUAAGGAAGAAGAACAUCAGCGUAAGCUAUUUCAAGACAAAGCAUCUGAACUUCAAACUGGACUUGAAAUCAAUAGAAUUUUAAUGUCUUCAGUAUCAAAUCCAAAACACUGCAAGGAGAAGAAGAAGAAGUCUUUGAAGAAAACUAGAUGUUUAAAGGGAGGACCACCUCAGCAAAUUCAUUCAGAGUUUGGAUCACUGCCUGUUGUGGCUGAGAAGUCCUCCAGUGCAAACUAUCCUGUGAAUGCAAGUAUGCAAAGCCUCCUGCAGUUGAUGCAACAUUAUGGGCCACAUAACUGUCAGAAACUUACUGAAGUUACUGAGCCUCGAUGUCUCUGCAAGCCUACUAGAACAACUUCCCAGGGUAAAGCUGAACCUUCUGAUUCAAAAAAUUCCAUUUCUAUUGGUGACAAUUUGUCUGAACUUUUGAUGGCAAUGCAGGAUGAACUGGACCAAAUGAGUAUGGAGCAUGAAGAACUACUGAAUCAAAUGAAGGAAACUGAAAGUCAUUUGGUCUGUGAAGACAUAGAAUGUGAACUAGAACAUUUAGUCAAGAAAAUGGAAAUUAAAGGAGAACAAAUUUCCAAACUGUUGAAGCAUCAAGACAAUGUCCGUAAACUGCAGCAAAAAGUUCAAAACUCAAAGAUGAGUGAAGCUUCGGGUAUUCAGCGAGAAGAGAGCAACCUUAAAGGAUCAAAGAACAUAAAAAAUAGUCCCAGAAAAUGUUUGCUAACUAACUCUCUUCAGAAGAACAGCAAUUUUCAUCCAGUACAAGUCCAUAAUCUUCAAAUGAAAUUGAGAAGAGAUGAUAUCAUGUGGGAACAGUAACACAAUAGUCAAACUGUCACCUUAAAUGAACUCUGUCAGUGAGAUCUUGAAUUGUCUAAAGUGGUUUUAAUAUACCUUUAUGAAAUUCUGAGUUAUGUUUCUAGUCCCUAUAAUGUGUCAAGUUGUAGUAUUUUUAAAUUAAUGCCUAAUGACCUCCUAAGAGUCAAAAUGAAUGACUGCGUUUUUUCUCUUACUGACUGAAAUACCUAAUCUGUUCAUGUUUUAGACACAUUGUUCACUUUGCAGAUCUCUUAAGCUAAGUCUAAGAAAUUAUAGUGGAUUGGUGAUAUUUAAAAUUGAGUUAAAUUUUGAGAUGCAAGUACCAUUCCACUUUUUCAUUUAGUAGGCUUGUAACCUUAAGAACCAAUGUAAAAUGAACACAGUAAUGAAAGGUCUUUUACCUUUCAUGGUGCUUCCUCCCUAUCUUAUUUUAGAGCUAUGAAAUGUUUUUCAUUUUUGGACAUUUAAGAGCUCUGUAAAGAGGCCUUUAGCCCGAGUUUUUAUGUGACAAUUUCAAAUAGGAACUCGUAGUUACUUAAUUUUUAGAUGAUAGUAACUCAAGUACAGAAGCCUUUUUCUGCAAUUCCUGUUCUCUUUUACAAAUCCAGGGCUGCUUUUAAACAUGAGUGACUUAUCUUAUUCCUUUAUAACUAUAACUUUUGAUGAGUUUUAGUCUUUGCAUUAUAUAUAUAUUCAUCAGUAUAAAUUGAGAAUGUGAAUAUCCAGUACCCACUUUUAUAGCAAAGUAUAGGAAAAAUAAAUUGGACAUCUUAUUAUUACCUAUCCAGUAAAAAUUCAGAGGAAUAUGAUACUUUUUAAAAUAUUUUUAAAUCAGUGACGUCAUAAGCAAUUUCUUUGUUUAUGUAUACUUUAUAAUAAAUUUACACUUGUUGACCUAUCUUUUAAGAAACCUAUGGAAA